CCCAAUCGAGGGCAGCGCUGAGCAGAUCGAGCUAUAGGGCUUUGGAGCGCUUCGCUUUGCACAGUCGAGUGAACUGGUGAGGAACGAUACAGUACACUACCGUAGAAAAAUAGUGGGGGAGACGAGAGUAAACAACCACCUGAGACGCACACAACCAUACCCUUAUACGGCAGCCGAUAGGUUAUCUUUGAGUCGCCUGCAGCGCAGAAAGAGCACUCGUAUUUUGAGAAGAAUUUGGCUACAUACCGCGCAGGAGGAUCAUAUCAAGCAAAGGAGCAGCCGUGAGAGAAGCACGAGAUACGGAGACAUGGCUGCGACAACCUGUACACGAUUCACGGACGAAUUUCAGCUAUAUGAAGAGCUGGGAAAGGGAGCCUUUUCAGUGGUGCGCAGAUGUGUCAAGCUGUGUACUGGACAGGAAUAUGCCGCCAAAAUAAUCAACACCAAAAAGCUAUCUGCAAGAGAUCACCAGAAGCUAGAGAGAGAGGCCCGUAUUUGUCGCCUGCUCAAGCACUCCAACAUCGUACCAUGGCGACGGAAGGCUCAGGUUCCUGGGUCUGGCCUCGUUCGUCUUCAUGACAGUAUAUCAGAGGAAGGCUUCCACUAUCUCCUAUUUGACUUGGUGACUGGAGGGGAGCUGUUCGAGGACAUCGUAGCCAGAGAGUACUACAGUGAGGCUGAUGCCAGUCAUUGCAUCCAGCAGAUCCUGGAGGCAGUGCUACACUGCCAUCAAAUGGGCGUGGUGCACCGAGACCUGAAGCCAGAGAACCUGCUCCUGGCCAGCAAAUGCAAGAAUGCUGCCGUCAAGCUGGCUGACUUUGGCCUGGCCAUCGAGGUACAGGGGGAUCAGCAAGCCUGGUUUGGAUUUGCUGGCACACCGGGAUACCUGUCCCCUGAGGUUCUGAGAAAGGAGGCAUAUGGCAAACCUGUGGACAUCUGGGCCUGCGGGGUGAUUCUGUAUAUCCUGCUGGUGGGCUACCCUCCCUUCUGGGACGAGGACCAGCACAAACUGUACCAACAGAUAAAAGCAGGGGCAUACGAUUUUCCCUCCCCAGAGUGGGACACAGUCACUCCAGAGGCUAAGAACCUGAUUAACCAGAUGUUGACCAUCAACCCUGCCAAGAGGAUCACCGCCCAGGAGGCCCUCAAACACCCAUGGGUCUGCCAACGUUCUACAGUGGCAUCCAUGAUGCACAGGCAGGAGACCGUGGAGUGCCUGAAGAAAUUCAACGCCAGGAGGAAACUCAAGGGGGCCGUGCUCACGGCUAUGCUGGUUUCACGGAACUUCUCUGUCGGCUGUCGCUCCACCGCUCCAAUCAGUAUCACUGCCGCUGCGGCAGCUGCAUCCGCGGCAGCGGGCUCCACCACUGGGCUGGUGGAACAAGCAGCCAAAAGUUUGCUCAACAAGAAGGCAGAUGUUAAGGAACGUAGGUCCAGCUCCGCUGCGCGGCACAUGCCCCAGACACCACAGACAAACAGCACCAAAAACAGCAUAGUCACCAGCCCUAAAGGAAACGUCCCUACUCCUGUUCUGGAGCCUCAGACCACUGUUAUCCAUAAUCCAGUGGAUGGGACUAAGGAAUCAUCUGACAGCAGCAACACGGUGGAGGACGAAGAUGUCAAAGGGAAGAGUAUAGACAGUUCAGUAAAGACCGAGUCCCAGCCUGACACCUUUGCCCCACAGCCCCAGGUCUCCUCGCCCGCUGUGUACUCCACCAAGCUGUCAGACCUGUUUGGUGUUGUACGCAAGGCAUCAGGGCCCAUGUCUGACGGGGAAGGGGCCACCAGCACACCUCCACCCCCUCCAGCCAACCCCUCUGUCGUCGCCUCCCCACCCAUGGCUCACACCCCCAUGCAGCUGUCUCGUCUUUCAGACCUAGUGAGCAAUGUUCGCCGGUCGCCUGCCCCAGCCCCUCCCCCCGUCAAACCUGCGCCCCCCGAGGUAGAGGUGGCACCAGCCCCCAGGCCCACCCCCCCCUCAUCACACCCCACCUCCCCUCCCUCCAUGUCCCCCUCCAGCCUCUCCCUCACCUCUCAGACACGCAAACAAGAGAUCAUCAAGAUCACUGAACAGCUGAUCGAGGCUGUCAACAAUGGAGACUUCGAGGCAUACGCUAAGAUCUGUGAUCCUGGCCUGACCUCCUUUGAACCUGAGGCCCUGGGCAACCUGGUGGAGGGAAUGGACUUCCACAGAUUCUACUUUGAGAACCUCCUGUCUAAGAACAGUAAGCCUAUCCACACCACAAUCCUGAAUCCCCACGUCCACCUGAUUGGAGAGGACGCUGCCUGCAUCGCCUACAUCCGCCUCACCCAAUUUGUUGAUGGCCAGGGCCAUCCGCGCUCCAGCCAAUCAGAGGAGACUAGGGUAUGGCACCGCCGGGAGUCCAAGUGGCAGAACGUUCACUUCCACUGCUCGGGUGCGCCUGCCGCGCCACUCCAGUGAGGAGUAGAAUGCCAUAGCCACAUCUAACAAGAGUGCUCUGCUGGAGAGAGAUAGAGGGAGAGCAAGUCCAGUGUCGGGUGGCUCUGAGUCCGCAGCGCCAGACGCCUCCCACACUAGAUACCUAGCAUGCAUCUCUUCUUUACGACUACCUAUCGCCACCCGCCACUGUAUCCACUGACAACCAUCUCAACAACCAACCAACCAUCCGACAACAAUCUAUUGUUUUUUCCAACAACAACCCCCUUCUCCCCCUCAAGCCCAAACUUUGUACAAUUCCCGUUUUGCCCCUUUUCUCCAACCCCAACCCCUCCAACCCAACCACUGCCUCACCUAUGGCCAAUAUUGGGCAGUGAGUACGGAGUGUUUCGAGGGGUAUGAUGGGGGGUGUUGGGGUGUUUUCUUGGCCUCAUUGUGCAUUUUGAUUCUUUGUCUUAUGUCACAUGAUGUUCCCUCUUCUUCCUCUUGUGAAUCUUCACUUGUGUUGCGUAACACUACACAGGAAAUACAGUAUGUAAAGUUUUAAGUAAAAUCUAUUAUUAUUAUGAUUAUUACUAUUACACAAUUGAAAUUGUAUAUGUAAUUUGUAUAAUUCAAAUGAUUGAUGCCAGUGGUUUCUAGAGUUGAAGGAAAUCUUUUGUUUUCUCUAUCUUUUUAAGGAAGCAUGUUGUUUUUCAGUAUUCACAGUGGCUGUUUUCUAUUGUGGCUUUUAAGUGACAAAAUGGUAUUGGUAGUUUUUGUAUAAGCUUCUUGUAUUUAAUCUAUUCUAUUAUACUAGACCAAAGCUCAUGUUUAAGAAAAAUAACUUUUGGGAGAAGGGUGGUGUUAGACGUGGUGUGGAGGAAGCGAGUGUGUGAAUGUUAGAAAUGUGUGUGUGUUUCUGUGUGUGCGUGUGUGUAUGUGUGUGUGGAACCAAGUACAUGGGAGUAUUAGUCCAUAGGUGGCCGGUUUUAGCAACUGGUUUGAAUUUUCAGCUUUGUAACGUGAAUAGCUGGAAAUGGGGUUGGCUUGGUUUGGUGUCUUCCGUCGUCCGGUCACAAUCAACUGUACGAAACGAGAUUCAACAGUAACAGAGGCUUUUAUUGUAUUUCACACUAAUCAUGUUUUUGCCUUUUUUGUGUUUAUUAUUAUUAUUAACAUAUCUCAGAGGAUAGACCUACCUGUUCUCUCUUACUCUCUGGUGUUGGCCGUGGGUGUGUGGGAAGGCUCUGUGAUCCCCAGUGCUCCCGGUGGUUCGAUUAGAUAUUGCGGUACACUGCACUGCACCUCCUGCACUGCACACACUGCAAAUGAGGCCUCUAUAGAAUUUUACAGCCGCUAUAGAAAAAGUGAAUAAACAAUACCAGAGCAGUAUUAUGCUAUAGUGUCCAUACAUAUCAGCUUCACUACUUAUUAUUCAACAUCUUAAAACAGUUUUGCAGUCUCUUUAAAACAGUACAGUACCUAUAACACCUCUGACAUCUCAUCUUUCUGUACAGGGAUGCUUUUUGAACCUUUGGUGAGCAGAGAUGAAGCCUUACACACUUAAAUCCUUACUGCGUCCCAAGGUGCAACUGUCCUUUCUCUCACACGUCAACCUUGAGCCAGUUGCACUCUGAACCUAUAUAAAAUCUGGAAACUACUGAGGUCCUGCGUUGCAUAGAGCCAUGCCUAGGGCUCCAUGCCUGUUUAAUAUGUUUAGUGGGCUUUAAUGGAGAGCUAACAGGGCAGGCUGUUGGAUUGGAGAGAUGUGGGCCUGUGCAGUCUGCGGGUAGCAGGUGUUUUAGUGGUGAGGUCAAGUAAAUGUGUGGGUGUUUACUUUGCGUCCACUUAGUCCCUCUGUCCUGUGGUCUCUAGUUGUUGCUGCUCAUUUCAGAGUGGAAAAUGUGACUGAGGUCUCAGGGUAUCCAGAAGACUGUGUGUAUAAGGGAAUAGCUCCUGUGUUGGUUUUCCACAUGAUGGAGAUUUUAGAGGAGAGGAGAGGAGAGGAGAGGAGAGGAGAGGAGAGGAGAGGAGAGGAGAGGAGGCUUUAUUUCAGCAGUCCUAUCAGUCCUCUACCUUCAGUCCACAACUUACUUUUGUUAUGAUUUUUAUGUAUAUUACAUUUUCACAUUUGUAAUAUCAUCUUCAUUGACUUGUGUUACUAUUGCAUGUUAUUGACUAGUGUUACUACUCAUUGUGUUUUUUUGCCAGUGUGAGAUGGACAGAUGGAUUUACAUGUUUUAGGAAGAGAUGGCUUCACACACCCAUGUAUAUGAAGAAAAAUCAGCUCUGGAGUGUUUGGUAAUGUUGCAGGCCGACUACAUCACAGUCGUUGCAUUUCAUCAACAAAUGGUUUGCGUGUCACAUCGUGGACUGUGCAGUCGGGUAUCCGGUUACUAUAAUAUAUUAUAGGAUGGGGGUUAUCUGAUAUGUUAAAUACCUAUCCAGACGUUGUGAGAUCUGUCAGGUGUCUGCAACAUAUAGUCAGCCAGGAAGUGGAUCGAAGUUUCACAUUUUGGAUCUAAGUGAGUGUUGUUGUUUUUUUGCCAUUCUACCACCAUAGUUGUUAUGCCUGCCUGUGAUUGGCUGCCUUUGGAAGUGUCUCAUUAUUAUUGGCCUGACAAUUUUGACCAUCUCAAUGAAUAGUGAGGUGGUCAUCCGGUUGGUUAGUCCUCAGGUUUAUAUUUAUUUUAUUAUUUAUUUAUUUAUUUUAUUGGUCAGUUAUGUGCUUUUUCUUCAAUGUUUUAUUUAGUUUUUCCCUCGAUAUACAGCUCACGUAAAUGUUAAAUUACUCUCUGUGGCAUUGUGAUUUGGGGCGGCAGGUAGCCUAGUGGUUAGAGGUGGGUUGAAUCCCCGAGCUGACAAGGUAAAAAUCUGUCAUUCUGCCCCUGAACAAGGCAGAUAACCCACUGUUCCCCGGUAGGCCGUCAUUGUAAAUAAGAAUUUGUUCUUAACUGACUUGCCUAAAUAAAGGUUGAAUUUUUUUUUAAAUGUAGAGGUCCUCUUCUAAUGUCCCUAGAAGUGUUCCUGAGUGAUUGAGCCAACCAAACAUGUGAACGGACCUCUUCCCCCUCUCCAAACAAAUAAGAAAUAGCAGCAUGUACAAAGCAGCAUGUAUUAGCUAUUAACUAGCAUCUUAGCUGGCAUUUCUUUGCAUGAUAGUCAACAGGACACUAGUUUUGGUGUUAACCCUGAUUUGUCUUCUAAUUUUUCAUUUUCUACUGAACGCUGGUGUACUAAACCUUCUCAAUCUAUUUUCUGAGCUUUUGAAGUGCAUAAAACUAUUUUUGUCUCGACGACAUAACGAAGAUAGACGAGAGGCUGACUUUGAUAUUGAUGAUUAUGACAAGGAGGAUGAUGAUGAUGAACAUGUAAUGAUGAUUCUAUAGCAUGCUUUUAUAUGGAGCUCAGUGUUGUCAAUCCAGAGUGGCUUACUUCUAUACAUACAGCAGAGAGAGGAUCACCUCAAACCAUAAGCAUUUCCAGUGACUCCUGCUCAACUGAACUUGCAUGUGGGACUUGGGGGGGAAAUCCUAACUUCCACUUAAGUACAUUUUUAACAUAGUAUUGCAUUUGAUGUCACUGGUACUGUAGACUAAGUGGACAUGUUACUUACAGGGAAUGCAUAAUCUCAAACAGCAACAAUCAAAUAUAGUAGAACAUGGAGUAGGCCUAGAUAGGCUCAAAGAUGCUCUCUGGUGGUUAAAAUGAGCAUUAAAGGCAUGCACUGCGACGUACUGAAUCCUAGCCACAGCAUACUGCACAAUAUACACACUGGACUAUGUUUCGUUGAGUUAAUUUUGGAAACGUUUUAAACAAUAGGAAUACAAAGUGCAUCCAUCCAGUGACUAGACCACCUGUACUGAAAACACUGAGCUAGUAUCUCUGUAGUAUUUAUUUAACUCUUUUCCUAGUUCCUCUGUUUAAAAAAACUUUAUUCAAUAAUUUCUCUGCAGUUGGGUCUUAGUUUUGUUUUUGUCAGUUUGGGUUUCUUCUGUAGAAUACAUUUAUCCUAUAUUUCUCUGAUUCUUCUGAUUAUUGUGCUACCCCAAUGUGCUACAUGUGUUUCACAAACUUAAGGAAAUGUGUUAAGGUGUUAUCAAUAAAAUGACAAUUUAAAUAAAAAUAAGUUAAUGAUCAUCUUAAUGAUCAGACAUCC
Oncorhynchus mykiss (rainbow trout) is the source of this 6560-nucleotide messenger RNA. NCBI's taxonomy places the organism in Eukaryota, Metazoa, Chordata, Actinopteri, Salmoniformes, Salmonidae. The record is from RefSeq and is a predicted model, not a curated record.